CCAACACAACUUCAACACCCCACCAACAACCACCAAAAAAGUCUAUAUCUCUCCCCAAAAAUGGCAGAACAAAGCAUCAAGUCGCUCUUCAGCUCCGCAGAGCGUCAAAGAAAGGAUAUCGAGGCUGUAUGGGACAGCAACACCGCCACCUACCAACAAAACCUCGCCGCUGCCAUCUCCACCUACGAAGACUGCCUCAAGCUUGCAGACCGUCUCUCGCUCUUCAGUCCUAAUGAAACUCUUGAGGAUCUUACCUCAGGAGACCUGCAGUACCUGCUCAUCAAUUACCGCCUCGCCGACCUCAUCAUCCGCCUCAGCUCCAAAAACCGCAAAAACACCCUGCAAGAAGCUCGCGAAGCAUACGAACGAUACCUAACCCUCCUAGACCACUACGAAAUUCUCUCAACACCAGACAAGAAGCUCUACAAUGAUUACACCGAAGCCCCCACCAAGUUCUCCACAAUCUCGACCAAAGACCCCAAUGCGCGACGAGACGCGAAGAUAGCAAAUUUCAAGCAGGAAAAAGAGUUAAAGAAGAAGCUAGAGUUCCUGUCGCAAAAUCCAGCAUACCUGCAGAAUGACGAUGAUGCGGUCCGCGAGCUUCAACUGGCAAAUGUUGCCCUCUGCACACAUAAUACAUUCCAAUCGCUCGAAUCUAUGAACCGGGAGCUUGGAGUUCUGGCUAUGGCUCCUCCGUCUGCACCAACAGGCCCAGAACAGCUCGAGAGAGAUUUCAGGGAACGGAUGGGAUUGCGUGACAAGGAUGAAUAUUCGGAGCGUCUGGAUAGUCGAGAUGCAUUAUCGAGCGCCACGAACAAGGGCCCAAUAUUGAGUUCGAGUGGGAAGCCAUUGCGGCCGUUUACGCUGUUGGACAGCAGAAAGACGUUGCAGGAGGGUGUAUUUAGACCAGGGCAUAAUCUACCGACUAUGACGAUUGAUGAGUACUUGGAGGAGGAGCGGGCCAGAGGGGGCAUUAUUGAGGGUGGUGGGGAGACGAGUGGGUUAAGUCCAGAGCCAGACGAGGAUAAUUUUGAGAAAGCGGAUGUGGAGACGCUGAAGGCAAGGGAAUGGGAUGAGUACGUGGAGGCAAAUCCGAAGGGCUCUGGAAAUACAUUGAACAGAGGAUAGAAAAUUAAAUUCAUAUUAUGAAGUUUUAAAUCAUAGUUGAUUUUCCUCAUUGCAUAAU
Molecule: messenger RNA, 1186 nt
Organism: Hyaloscypha bicolor E
Lineage: Eukaryota; Fungi; Ascomycota; Leotiomycetes; Helotiales; Hyaloscyphaceae
Product: TAP42-like protein
Exons: 4
Coding region: 61-1128 (355 amino acids)
Biological process (GO): regulation of signal transduction; regulation of dephosphorylation
Cellular component (GO): cytosol
Molecular function (GO): protein phosphatase 2A binding
Source: RefSeq, a predicted model, not a curated record